GUGACUUACGUCAUUAAAACGUGUUACUUUCUGGAUUUCGAAUUUUCGAAAACUCGACAUUUUGAUUCUGGACAGCUAAAUUUCUGUUGUCACAAUUGUAAUUGUAAUCCGACAAGAGCUAAGUAUCUUUAUGGACAACAACGCGAAAACGGAGGAGUUUGAAUGCCCUAUGUUCAACUGCGAACGGUUUUUCAUGUCUCUCAGUCUUCUGAAAAGGCACAUGCUUUACCACGCAGGGAUUUGUCCUUACAUGUGUAUCAAAUGUGGGACAUCUUUUAAACUAGAGUAUGCAUUGAAUACUCAUUUGAGACUUCAACAUGAUGAGCAAAUGGAUGACAAGUUCAAGCGAAUCAGAGGAUUUGUUUCUUGCAAUAUUUGUUUGGCAACGAUCCCAUGUAGGGAAAAGAAGGCGCAUAUUGCUACCCAUUUACCAUGUUAAGUGAAAUUUGAGUAGAAUGUGUUAUGAGUCUUUUGCCAAAUUGCCAGCAACUUUUGCUGAAACAAAAUAUUGUACAAGCCAUCUUCAGUUUAUUUAAUGUUUGAACUAAGAAGUCUGUUCAGUCUUGUUUGUUUGUGAUUAAAGGAUUAUUUGGUUUUGGCUUCAUCGGUUACCAGCCUCAUGGAAAAUUCUUAAUCAUUUAACUUUAUUCCAGAUAUGUGUGUGAAACAAAAGUAAUCCUUACUAUAAUUUUU
Daphnia carinata is the source of this 693-nucleotide messenger RNA. Its product is annotated as zinc finger and BTB domain-containing protein 44-like. Lineage: Eukaryota; Metazoa; Arthropoda; Branchiopoda; Diplostraca; Daphniidae. The transcript has 3 exons. The record is from RefSeq and is a predicted model, not a curated record. Bases 131 to 439 code for a protein of 102 amino acids.